Molecule: messenger RNA, 1112 nt
Organism: Morone saxatilis (striped sea-bass)
Lineage: Eukaryota; Metazoa; Chordata; Actinopteri; Moronidae
Gene: anxa3a
Product: annexin A3a
Exons: 14
Coding region: 67-1086 (339 amino acids)
Cellular component (GO): cytoplasm
Molecular function (GO): calcium ion binding; calcium-dependent phospholipid binding
Source: RefSeq, a predicted model, not a curated record
UUGAAGGUGUGGAGGAAACGCUUUUCCGGUUCAGAACAAAAUCCAGAGGAACUUCUUGUUGUCAUCAUGACGUCUUUAUGGGAUGACUUGGACAGUCUUGUGAAUACCCCUUCCUCUUUCUCAGCAAAAACUGGAGAGAGAGGAACCAUCAAGCCUAAAGCUAACUUUGAUGCAGGAGACGAUGCUGGGGCUCUGAGGAAGGCCAUUGAAGGACUUGGCACCAAAGAGAAUGUUCUGAUUGACAUUCUGACCCAUAGAAGUAGCGCUCAGAGGCAGCUCAUCUGUGAAGCUUAUCAGGAAGCCACUGGCAGAACAUUACUGGAGGACUUGAAAGGGGACACCAAUGGUGACUUUGAGGACCUGCUGGUGGCGCUCAUCACCCCUCCUGCAGUGUACGACUGCCAUGAAGUGAUGCGGGCAAUGAAAGGAGCUGGGACAGAAGACAGCGUCCUGAUUGAAAUCUUUGCCUCCAGAUCCAAUCAACAAAUCGCAGCUCUCUGUGAUGUCUAUUUGCAAGAAACGGAGAAGAAGUUGACCCUUGACCUGAAGGAGGAAGUUUCCGGAGACUUUUCCAAAGCGCUGCUCCUCCUGGCUGAAGGCAAGAGGGACGACGGCACCACAGUAAAUACAGAGCAGGCAAAAGAAGACGCCAAGAGUCUUUAUGAUGCCGGGGAGAAGAAGUGGGGCACGGAUGAAUCUAAAUUUGUUGACAUCCUCUGCCAAAGAAGUAUACCUCAGCUGAGACAAACUCUUGUUGAAUACAAAAACAUCAGUGGAAAGACUCUGCAGCAAAGCAUUGAAGGAGAGAUGUCAGGGGAGCUUGAGGAACUGCUGGUGGCUAUCGUGAAAUGUGUGAAGAGCGUGCCUGCCUACUUUGCAGAGCGCCUGUAUGAGAGCAUGAAGGGUGGUGGAACGGAUGAGUCAACUCUGAACCGGAUCAUGGUGAGUCGGUCUGAGAUUGACCUGCUGGACAUCCGAGCCGAGUUCAAGAAACUGUACGAGUACUCACUGCACUCUGCAAUCGACUCAGAUCUGGGGGGCGACCACGGGGACUGUGUGAAGGCCAUCUGUGGAGGAGACGAUUAACUAACCCCUGAGGUCUACCUGAGGCC